This is a messenger RNA of Ceratotherium simum simum (southern white rhinoceros), 2781 nucleotides long. The record is from RefSeq and is a predicted model, not a curated record. Lineage: Eukaryota; Metazoa; Chordata; Mammalia; Perissodactyla; Rhinocerotidae.
GACCCCAAGGGCAAGGGUGGGGCGCCCCCACCUCCGCACAUCUGCUGGGACUCCAGAUUGUAGGGCAGGGCGGUGCUUCUCGGAAAGAGAAACCGGCGGGGCGGGGCAGGGCCGGGGGGAGUGGAGGAUUGGCAGGAGGGGAAGGAGGAAGCGCGGUCCCGCGACGCGACUCGACAGCAUGGAGGCUCCAGGACGGCCCGCCAUGGCUGCAGGAGGCCCCAGCGCGGGGUCUGCGCCCCACAUCCCCUCCGCGUCCUCCCUGCCUCUGGCUGCGCUCAACGUGCGAGUGCGGCGCCGCCUGUCGCUGUUCUUGAACGUGCGGACGCCGGUGGCAGCUGACUGGACCGCGCUGGCCGAGGAGAUGGACUUCGAGUACUUGGAGAUCCGGGGGCUGGAGACGCGCCCCGACCCCACCGGCAGCCUGCUGGACGAGUGGCAGGGACGCCCCGGCGCUUCCGUGGGCCGCCUGCUCGAGCUGCUCGCCAAGCUGGGCCGCGACGACGUGCUUGUGGAACUGGGGCCCAGCAUUGAGGAGGACUGCCAAAAGUAUAUCCUGAAGCAGCAGCAGCAGGAGUCUGAGAAGCCCUUACAGGUGGCCGCAGUAGACAGCAGCGUCCCACGGACGGCAGAGCUGGCAGGCAUCACCACGCUAGAUGACCCCCUGGGGCAAAUGCCCGAGCGUUUUGAUGCCUUCAUCUGCUACUGCCCCAGCGAUAUCCAGUUUGUGCAGGAGAUGAUCCGGCAGCUGGAGCAGACAAACUAUCGACUGAAGUUGUGUGUGUCUGACCGUGAUGUCCUGCCUGGCACCUGUGUCUGGUCCAUCGCCAGUGAACUCAUUGAGAAGAGGUGCCGCCGGAUGGUGGUGGUUGUCUCUGAUGAUUACUUGCAAAGCAAGGAAUGUGACUUCCAGACUAAGUUUGCGCUCAGCCUCUCUCCAGGUGCCCAUGAGAAGCGACUGAUCCCCAUCAAGUACAAGGCAAUGAAGAAAGAGUUCCCCAGCAUCCUACGGUUCAUCACUGUCUGUGACUAUACCAACCCCUGCACCAAGUCCUGGUUCUGGACUCGCCUCGCCAAGGCUCUGUCCCUGCCCUGAAGACUGCCCUGGGACCCUGGGUGUGCGUGCGUCUGUCUGCCUGUACAUGUACUUCUGCCCCUGCCUCCUCCUGCAGUUGUAGGGGAAUCCGUGCUCCACUUACCUCUCGAUUCCUGGAGAUGCCAACUCCACAGACACAUCUGCAGCCACUAUACAUAUCUGGACAUCACAUCUCAUGUCCUGCAUGGAACCAGUGGCUGCAAGUGUCAUGUCCACUUCCUGGGUUACCAGCCAGGACAGUGAAAACCAGAGCCAGCUGGGACUAAGAGGAGGACCAGCAGAGCCAGGUCUGACCUGUCCACACAUCUUAGGCCUCAGUUUCUCCACCUGAGAACUAAGUAGGGUGGGGAGAACAGGCAGUAGCUGUGUUCGAAUCACUGUAGGAAACGGUGAAGCAUUGUUCUGGGUCUCCUGAGGGAGAGAAAUCUUGGCUGAGAGAGAGCUGCCCACAGCACUGCCAGGGCAGCUGCUUCCACAAUGGUGCCUACUGAUACUUCAGGGCCUGGUUGCCCACCUCAUAUCCCACUUCCUCCGCCUGCCCCACAGGGCAGAUGGGGAAGCAGCCUGGCCCAAAACAUGGAGAUCCCACCUUGAGCCUGAUUCCCCAAUAGGUCUACCUCUUAUCUGCCUUUUUGACUUCUCCCAGCCUCUGCCCACCUUCAGUGUGACAAGUCCCCAAGAUACCAGCCUGAGUGUCUGGGGCUGCUUUUCACUUCCACCUUUUGAAAUACCUAUGGUCACGCUCUCAACUCUGCCCAGCAUGAGAAGGGAUCCCAACCUCCAGCAUAUCCAUCAAGUUUGGGUUCUGGGGCUGGGUCACCACGGCACUGUAAGCAGGAAACCUUCCUCCCUGGGCCACCCAGAGAGCUUUCCCACCAACCGUCUGUAUCUUGAUUGCCUUACAAAGUUGUUUGCUGGGACCAGUUUACAAACAGUGACCACACAACAGCCUCCUGCCCCAAAGCUUGUGGGCACAUGGACACCUACAAACUCACAGAGACACAUAUCUGCAUGCAUACAUACAUACACGCAGGCACCUUCAUGCACAUAUUUCCUUGGGUACAGCUUCCAGGAAUGGCUGGGUGGGACAGUCCCCCCAUCAAGGGGGCCUAAUCCUGGACAAAGAUGGGACACUCUUGUAUUCCUUUUCUCUUUUUCUUCAUUUAAACCAGACUCUGGAAAGGACCCAAUAUGCCAGCAUUUACACCUUCAGUGGAGCACAGUGCAAGAAGAGAGCUGCUUGAAUUCACACAGCAAGUUAGCUGCAGACACAGCUGUGUUUCCCUCCCCGGCGGAUUUGUACAUUAGUCACCCUCAAGCUCUCCUUUGAGAAGAAAAUGUCAUGGUCUCAGGUCUCUGUCCCAGGGGAGACCCAGACCCUAAAUCUAAUAGAAAAUGGGUGUCUUCUCUGCUCCACCGCUAGUGGUACCUUGGUGGGGGCAAGGUACCUUUCCUCAGGGUCUCGGAGGGACUGGAGGCCCCUCUCUGCAUGAUCUUGAUGAAGCACUUAGCUACUGUGUACCUAUCCCCACUUUGAUAUUGGGAAGUAUUUUAAAACAAUUUCAGGAAAGUAUCUUUCACACCUGUUUUGUAUGCAUUGUGAGAAUUUCAAAAAGAGCUGAGAAAUGCCUAUGUCAUUUCUCCUUCCAUAUCCUGGGUUAAUAAUAAAGAGUUCUCUACUUUGGGAA